Populus nigra (black poplar) is the source of this 1033-nucleotide messenger RNA. Its product is annotated as protein FAR1-RELATED SEQUENCE 12-like. Bases 170 to 937 code for a protein of 255 amino acids. Lineage: Eukaryota; Viridiplantae; Streptophyta; Magnoliopsida; Malpighiales; Salicaceae. The record is from RefSeq and is a predicted model, not a curated record. The transcript is spliced from 3 exons.
ACAACCUACGGUCCACAUUUUCUCGCAGAGAAACAUGGUACCGUAACUUGGUCUUGAGAGAGAGAGAGAAACCCCCAAACUCUGGGUUUUCUCAACAACCAAACAGAAAAUUCAUCUUCCGUAAUCGACUGUCUGACCCACCUGGAUCCUCAUUUUGAAUCCAAAAUUCAUGGAUUUGGAACAUAGUCCUGAUGUUCCAAACGAGGAUCUGAAUAAUUCUACAGAUGGCAAUCCUCAGCAUGGCAGUGAUGGCACAAUCGGUGGAAGUUCUAUAGAAGCAACAUCUCAACCUGAACAAAGUGAUAAAAUGACUCCAAAUUCCACUGGGGGUUUUGAGUUAACUGUAGUCGAACCAUAUGUGGGUCAAGAGUUUGAAUCAGAAGCAGCUGCACUUGAGUUCUAUUGUUCUUAUGCCACGCGUACAGGUUUUGUUACUCGAAUGAGAGAUCACAAUUGCUCUCAGCGUGAUGGAUCUAUCAUUUCAAGAACACUAGUUUGUAACAGAGAGGGUUUUCGAAAGUCCGCUGAUAAGCCUAGAAUGCCAUGGUCAAGAAAGCCUCGUGCUGUCACUAGGGUGGGUUGCAGAGCAAGGGUUUCAUUUAGAAAGCAGAGUAAUGGGGCUUGGGUUAUUAGAAGUUUAGUAAAGGAGCACACUCAUCCAUUGGCAUUGCCUGAGAACCAAUCUCCAAAGGCUAGGGGAAAUCCCAAGAUCUAUCAAGUUCCGGCUGAUGACAAGAGAGUCCAUGAACUCAUGCGGGAGCUGAUGGUGGAGAAAAAAAGGAAUGCUUCCCUCACAGAAUUUAUACAGCUUUUAUUUAAUCACAUCGAGGAGCACACGCAAGGCUUGUCAGAAAAGAUCCAGUGCAUAGUAGAAAAGGUGAACAAGAUGGAGUCAGAAGGAAAAAAGACAGGAUCUGAGAUAGUCAUGUCAUUGUAAUGCAGCAGCCGACAGCAUGCAGUCCUGAGUUGUUUUUGUCUUGCAAUUUAAUUUAACUCUGCAAACUUGAAUGAAUGAAUGAGUGCUCAUUGUGUC